AUGCAACUCAUCUGGCAAGCCGUUGGAGCAGCAAUCAUUGCCAUUUUCCUGCACCUUUUCAACACCUGGUGGCAUCUAAGACACAUCCCGGGACCUUUCCUCGCUAGCAUUACCAACCUCCAAAGAGUCUGGUGGGUAAAAACUGGCCGCGCUCAUCUUUAUCACCAGGCGAUCCACGCCAAAUAUGGAGAGGUCGUACGCAUCGGACCUCGCCUAGUAUCCUUCAGCAAUCCUGAGGCCAUUUCGACGGUUUAUCCCAUUCGCCCUGGGUUCCCUAAGAGUGACUUUUACGCCACACUCCGUCCCUAUACGCGAGAGCGAGGCGCCAUGCUCGCUGUGUUCAAUACGCAGAACGAGCAGAUACACAAGCAAAUCAAAAGUCCCAUUGCACCGCUCUUCUCCCUCUCCAAUGUAGUCAUGUUUGAGGGCCUGGUUGAGGAAGUGUUGUCAUGUCUCUCAGAGCAAUUCGACACUCGCUUCGUGGGUACAGGUAAGAUAUUCGACUUUGGUGAAUGGCUGCAGUAUUUCGCAUUUGAUGUUAUGGGAACUAUGUCCUUUUCGAGAAGGUAUGGUUUUCUUGAGCAAGGUCGUGAUGUAAAUGGGAUGUUGGAUGCGAUAUUUCUGUUUAUGAAGACGGCCGCACCGAUGUCACAAAUUCCAUGGGUCGAUCCUUGGAUCUACAAGAAUAGAUUUGUCAAUAGCCUCCGCAGGACGCCUGCAAUGUCCAUCAUGGGGUUUGUUGAUAGGGUCAUUCGCGAACGACUAAAUAAUCCUGACCAUGCCAAGCGCGAUAGUCACAGGGACUUUCUAGCUCGCUUUCUGGAGAUCCAAGAUGCGAACUCGAAUGUGCCACCGUGGGCCUCAACCGCCUGGACAUUCUCAAAUGUCAUCGCUGGCUCGGACUCUGUUGGAACCGUGAUGCGGACUAUUAUGUGUCCCAAUUAUCGCAAUCACACCUCUCAAUGCCGCACACCAACAUUUCUAAAUUCAAUAGACAAUCUUCUUACCCACCCCGCCACCCUCCAAGCUCUAUCCAGUGAACUCAUAACAGCGAAUCUCACCCUCCCCUACCCGAAAUGGAACGAAGUCUGCGACCUCCCUUAUCUCGAUGCUUGUAUUCAAGAAGCUGUCCGUCUGCACCCCCCCUUCGCACUUGUCCUCGAGCGUGUUGUCCCUGCUGGCGGCGUCACAGUCCUGAAUCACUAUCUGCCUGAAGGAACUUUAGUCGGGGGGAACCCCUACGUGGUAAAUCGACACGCGGAAACAUUCGGGCCCGAUGUCGAGGAGUGGAGGCCAGAGAGAUGGCUUGAGGGGGAAGGGCGCAAGAGGCUCGAGCAGAGCGUUCUUACGUUUGGUGCCGGACGGCGUGUCUGUCUUGGCAAGUAUAUUGGGAUACUUGAACUGAAAAAAUUAGUUCCCUUCUUGGUGCUAAAAUACGAUAUGAAGAUCAUUGAUCCUGAGAGGUUUUCGGUGGAGAACGGCUUUUUCUUCAAACAGCGCGGGUUUUAUUGCAAUAUUACGAGACGGAAGGAGGGAUCAGACCGGGACAAGGCGGAUUCAAAGUAG
Aspergillus pseudonomiae is the source of this 1566-nucleotide messenger RNA. Its product is annotated as cytochrome P450. The record is from RefSeq and is a predicted model, not a curated record. The coding region runs from base 1 to 1566 and encodes 521 amino acids. Lineage: Eukaryota; Fungi; Ascomycota; Eurotiomycetes; Eurotiales; Aspergillaceae. The transcript is spliced from 7 exons. Gene Ontology annotation, molecular function: iron ion binding; oxidoreductase activity, acting on paired donors, with incorporation or reduction of molecular oxygen; heme binding.